AUGCAGUCUUGUGCAAGGUGUGGGUUUGUGGUGUACCCGGCGGAGAAGAUCAACUGCAUAGACCAGAACUGGCACAAAGCAUGUUUUCACUGUGACGUCUGUAAAAUGGUGCUGACGGCCAAUAACUUUGUCAGCCACAAGAAGAGGCCCUACUGCUCAGUACAUAACCCGCGGAACAACACCUUCACAAGCGUGUACGAGACACCCAUCAACAUCAACGCAAAGCAGCAGAGCAAGUCCAGCAGUGAGCUGAAGUACCGUGAGGAGGGGGAUCGUUUUAUGUCCACCUUCCAGUAUGACAUGAAGUCCACGGAGUUGGAGAGGGCCCAUCUAGCCAAUCAGAUGGCAAGCCAGGUGAGCUCCCAAGCCUUCAAGUCUCAGUCCGGGUUUUCUCAGCAGCAGACGUGGUACUCGGGCAUGGUCACCAACCAGGAGAUGGUGACCGUGUCUCAAGCUCAGACGAACAUCAGUGACGUAAAAUACACGGAGGAAUACGAGCAGUCCAAAGGGAAAGGCAGCUUCCCGGCCCUGAUCACACCAGGAUACCAGGUGGCCAAAAAUGCCAACACGUUGGCAAGCAACCUUGAAUACAAAAAAGGGCACGAGGAAAGAGUUUCAAAGUAUACCGUCUUUGUGGACCCCCCGGAGGUGGUCCUGGCUAAGAGACAAGGACAGAUUGUCAGCGAUUACGCCUACACGGAGGAGUACGAGCAGCGCAAAGGCAAAGGAAGUUUCCCUGCACAUCUUACACCCGGAUACAAGAUGUCGAAAAAGGCCUCCGAACAGGCCAGCAACAUCAAGUAUCGGCACGUGUACGAGCAGGAGAUAAGGGGCAAAGCCAGCGCCGACGCCGCUGCGGCAGAAAUGGUCCACGCCAGGGAGAAUGCAGAGAACUUCAGCCAGAUUGCCUACACCGAAGCAUACGAGCAACAGCGGGGCAAAGGAAGCUUUCCUGCCAUGAUAACGCCCGGUUAUCAUCUAGCGAAGAAGGCUCAAGAAAACGCAAGUGAUCUGAAGUACAGAAAAGACUUAAAUAAGAUGAAGGGCACGUCUCAUUUCCACAGCCUGACCUCCGAGGAGAACCUGGCCUUGAUGAACGCGCGGAAGAUCAACAAGCUAGUCAGCGAGGUAGAGUAUAAGAAGGACUUGGAGAACAGCAAAGGCCACAGUAUCAAUUUCUGCGAGACUCCCCAGUUUCAAAAUGCUACCAAGGUAGCCAAAUUCACCAGUGAUAACAAAUACAAAGAGAAGUACACCACCGACAUGAAGGGCCACUACGAAGGAUCGGGAAUCGACAAGAAGACCAUGCACGCCAUGAAAGCCCGGAUGCUGGCCAGUGACAUUUCAUAUAAACAAGGUCACGAUCAAGAUCAGGGCGAAUACACCUACCAAGCCACACUGACACCAGGCUACCGUAGCCAAAGGAAGCUGGAUCCACUCAAAGAUAAGAACUACAGGCAGCACAUUGACCAAGUCAAGUACAGCGCAGUGGCCGACACGCCGGAGAUCCUCCUGGCAAGGAAAAACGCUCAUCUUAUCAGCAAUCUAAAUUACAAAGCGGACUACGAGAAGACUAAGCAUCUGUACACGCUCCACGAGGACUUACCCCAAAUCAAAAAGGCCAAAGACAACGCAGCCUUGUGCAGUGAUAUUAAAUAUAAGGAGGAGUGGGAGAAGACCAAAUCCAAAGCCUGCGACAUCGGAGUGGACGACCUCAGCGUCAAGGCGGCAAAGGCUUCCCGAGACCUCGCCAGCGACCUUAAAUACAAAGAAAACUACCUGAAGAACAAGGAACUGGCCGUGGGAGUCAACGUGAGCGACUCCAAGACUCUACAUUCGCUUCAGGUGGCCAAGAUGCACAGCGACAUUGCGUACAAGAAGGGCUCCAAGGAGAACCGGGCUAAGUACAGCCUGUCGAUGGACAUGGUCAACCUAAGUCAUGCCAAAAAGGCCCAAGCUCUGGCCAGUGACCUGGAAUAUCGCACUAGGCUGCACGACUACACCGUCAUGGCUGACGACAUCAAGGUCCAGCAGGCCAAAAAGGCGUAUUCCCUGCAGAGUGAGAACCAGUAUCGCUCAGAUCUGAACUGGAUGAAAGGAGUGAGCUGGGAGACCGAGGGGUGCCUCAACAUCACCCAAGCCAAGAAAGCCGGAGAUCUGCUCAGUGAUAACAAAUAUCGUCAGAAGGUGGAUCGCAUCAAGUUCACCCAAGUGGCCGACAAUCUGUUCAUCAAACACGCCAAGAAGAGCCAGGAACUGCAGAGCGACUUGGCGUACAAGGCAAAUACAGAACAGAUGAUCCACAAGUACACCAUGACGCAGGAUGAGCCCCUGUUCAGACAAGCGAAGGCAAACGCUGAGCUUCUCAGUGGGAAAGUCUACAAAAGUCAAUGGGAGAAACAGCGGGAAAAGGGCUUUGAGCUGCGAUUGGACUCACUUUCCAUUCUCACGGCCAGAGCUAAGAGAGACCUGGCCAGUGAUGUCAAAUACAAAGAGCAGUAUGAGAAAAACAAAGGCAAGGUGAUCGGAAUCAAGUCGGUCAGCGACGACUCUCAGAUGGCUCACUCGGCCUUGGCCACAAAACUGCAGAGCGGACGCGACUACAAGAAGAACUAUGAGGACACCAAGACCCAAUUCAAGGUUUCUCUGGACAUGCUGAACAUCAGUCAGGCUAAGAAGGCCCAAGACUUGGCAGCUGACUACAACUACAGAACAUUCCUUCAUGAGUACACCACGCUGCCAACUGACAUGAACGUUGCCUGGGCAAAGAAGGCCUACGGACUCCAGAGCGACAAACUGUACCGAUCCGAUCUGAACUGGAUGAAGGGCGUUGGAUGGGAGGCCUCCAAGUCCUUGGAUGUCCAGCAGGCCAAAAAAGCAGGAGAACUUGUUAGCGAGAAAAAAUACCGCCAGGAUGUGAGCGCCCUGAAGUUUACGAGUGUUGAGGACACACCAGAGAUGGUUCAGGCUAAACUCAGCAACAAACUGGCUAUUGAUAGGUUGUACAGAGAGAAGGGAGAAAACAUGAAGCACAACUACACCCUCAAUGAGGAGCUGCCCGAGUUUUUGCAGGCCAAGAUCAACGCCAUGAACCUGAGUGAGAGUCGUUACAAGGAAUCUUGGACUAAAAUACGUGACGGCGGAUACAAACUGCGUCUUGAUGCUAUUCCUUUCCAGUCAGCCAAAGCGUCUGCUGACAUCCUCAGUGAUCAAAAAUACAAAGAGGAGUUUGAGAAGACCAAAGGGAAGAUGAUUGGACUGAAAGGGCUGCAAGACGACAUCAACAUGGCUCACUCCAUUUACGCCAACAAGCUGCAAAGCGACAUUAAUUACAAGAAAGAGUCGGCUAGCCAGCUAUCCAAGCUCCACCUGCCCAUGGACAUGAUGGAUGUGGUCCAUGCCAAGAAGGCCCAGUCUCUGGUCAGCGACCAGGACUACAGGCUCACUUUGCAUCAGUACACCUCUCUGCCGGAUGACAUGAAGCUGCAGGCGGCCAGGAAAGCCUACGCUCUGCAGAGCGAAAGGAUAUAUCGCUCUGACCUGAAUUACCUGCGGGGUGCCGCAUGGAUUGCUACUGGGGCUCUGCAAAUUGAAGGCUCUAGGAAGGCUACUGAUCUUAUCAGUGAUAAAAAGUAUCGUCAGCAGCCAUACAACUUCAAGCACACGUCCGUGGCAGACUCCCCUGACAUGGUCCAUGCCAAAUUCAGUGGACUGAUCACAAAUGAGCGUCUAUACAAAGAGAAAGGGGUGAGCGACCAGCACAACUACACCAUUACGGCCGAGAGACCGGAGAUCACUCAAGCAAAGAUCAACGCGGCUAACUUUAGUGAGAUAAGAUACAGGGACUCCUGGAACACUCUUAGGGCUCAGGGCUAUAAGCUGACCAUGCAGGACAUCCCAUUCCAGGCGGCCAAGAGUUCCACGGGCAUUGCCAGUGAUUACAAGUACAAACACAACCACCUGAUGGAAAAAGGCAAACACAUCGGCGCCCAAAGUGUUUCAGACGACACAUACCUGCUGCACUACAUGCAGGCAAACAGGCUGGCCAGCGAUCAAGAGUACCGCAAGGACGCGCUGACGUCUAGCGGACGCUACCACCUGACGCCCGACAUGGUUCACUUAGUCACGGCCAAGAACGCCCAGGCCCUGGCUAGCGAGCAGGACUACAGGAAGAGGCUUCACGAGUACACGGUCCUUCCCGAUGACAUGAAGGUCAAUUGGGCCAAAAAAGCCUACAACCUGCAGAGUGAGACCCUGUACAAGUCAGACCUGAACUUCAUGAAGGGCGUGGCAUGGGAUGGCGUGGGGGCACCGCAGCUGGAGUCGGCCAAGAAAGCUGGAAAGCUUGUUAGUGACAAGCGAUACCGCCAACUGCCGGACAGCCUGAAGUUCACCUCGGUGACGGACUCCCCCGACAUGGUCCACGCCAAGGCCAGCUAUCAACAAUGUAGCGAGAGGCUCUACAAAUCGGGCAGGAACGACGACAUGAACAAGUACACCUUACACCCAGAUGACCCCGACUUCAUCCGAGCCAGGAUGAACGCCCAGCACAUAAGUGACAAAGUGUACAAGGCCUCUGGGGAGCAGCUGAAGACGCUAGGCUACGACUUGAGGCUUGACGCCAUCCCUUUCCAAACGGCAAAGGCCUCCAGGAAAAUUGCCAGCGACGUGCUCUACAAGGACUCUCACUUGCGCGAGAAGGGGCGGCAGGUGGGGCUGCGCUGCGUCGAGGACGACCCCAAAAUGGUGCACUCGCUGGCGGCCAGCAAGCUCCAGAGCAACCUGGAGUACAAGCGGCAGUCCAAGGAGGAGCGCUCCAACUACAAGAUCCACGCCGACCAGCCCGAGUUCCUCCUGGCCAAGAAGAGCCAAGCGCAGGCCAGCGACCUGGCAUACCGGAGCAAGCUGCACGACUACACGUGCGAUCCAGAGCAGCUCCACGUCAAGCACGCCAAGCAGGCCUACAAGCUGCAGAGCGACGUGAACUACAAGUCGGAUCUGAACCGGAUGAGGGGAGCGGGCUGGACCCCUCCCGGGUCCCACAAGGCCGAGCUGGCCCGCCGGGCUGCCGAGCUGGGUCUGGCUGAGGGCGUGACCACCGAUGAGGCCAUCGCCAAGUACCAGCGCUUGAUCAUGCUUCACUACCAGCAGCGUAUGGAGGAGCAACAGCAACAACAGCAGCAACAGGAGGAGCAUACGUCCGAGCACACGGAGACCAGCGAGGACCUUCGGAAAGGAGUCAACAUGGACGCCACGGAAGUGCUUCACGUCAACAGGACCAAGACCUACCAAACCGUGCAGAAAAAGACCACCACUACGACCACCACCAGCAGCAGUAGCAACAGCGCCUCCUUCAGAUCCAUGGAGAAGAAAUCCAGCGGUACCUCGUCGGCUGGCCGGCACGGCAGUCUCAAGACCGCCAGCGCCGUAAAAGAUGCUUAGAAGAUUUGGAGAGUACGGACGGCCACACUGAACUGAACUGAACUGAACGAAGGAUGCAAGCAUGUUGAAUGAAGACGGGAUUUGUUAUGUUAUGAAAAAAAAAAUGGUUCUUGACACAAUGGCGUUUUUAUCUAUUUUUUUUAAAAAAAUGGGGUGCUAUCCAAUUAGGCUACAAUUACUGAAAGGUGUUUGAGCAUUUAUUCAGUGUUUUAAUGUAAAAUAAAACUGCUCGCAAGAUUUUAAUGUAACGUAAAAAAUAGUCAGAGAGAAUGCGUAGCCACCAUUGCUAAAAUAGCGGCGCGACCAAUGCCAAGCUAGCACUAGCACUGUAAACAAACAGACAUUGCCCAUGGCUAAGCAUGACUAUAUCGUAAUACGGGGAGUCCUCGGUCUACGACUGAGAUCCGUUCCCAGAGUAGCGACUUAACUCGAAUUUCCGCCUGAGUCGGAUUCCGCAAUUAAAGUCAGAAUACUUUGUACAAAAAAAAACAAAUACAUUGAAAUAAACAAGAUGAUGUUCUUAGCAUUACUUUAAGUCGGGACCGUCUUAACCCGAGGACUCUCUGUAGAGUGUUACUGUGACAUGAAAGGAUGUUCGGAUGAACCACUACUUUGUAUUGAAUGCUGGAUCGGGCGGGGCACUCAAGCACUUGCCCCACAUGUAAAACCGCCACUGUGUUGGAAGCGAAAAGAAUUGUGGGAUUGAACAAAGCGCACACGUGGAUUGUAAUAUGAUUUUACUAGUAAUGCAUGAAACAUUUGUGUUUUCAGGAAGGAAGGCACAGCUGGAGGUGGCCAUUCAAACAUUUUUUUUUUUUUUUUUUUUUAAAGAGAAGCAGACAUAUUUGACACUUUAUGUUUGGGGGAUGACGUUUUCUCAUUUUUGGAACGAGCAAUCAAGUCUUUUAGUCUGGCAGGUUCAGCUUUUGCCACACAAAAACUCAAAGCUGGGCUUGGAGUAAAGGCUCCAUUUCACUGCUUUCAAAAUAAAUAUCUAUUUUUUUUCUUUGAGCAGAUUUGCUUUUGUGUCUUUUAUUGUCCACAUUUAGUUGUACGUGCGGUCUUCCGCGAGCCUUAAUCCAUUGUAGACAACUACGUCAAGUGUGUUUUACGCUUUGGAAAACAAAUCAAGCGGGCCCCUUGUAAUCGAGCGGGAUAUCUUUCACCAGAAUUGCACGUUCCCCAAGUGCACCUGAAGACCAUUUUCUUCGUAACGUUAACUUUUCCAAGCGCACGCUACUGACAAGCAGUAUUGCUUGUGGGACAACAUGGCGGCAGGGGGCGUGUUAAGACAAUGCGGCUCUCUGAUUGGCUAUUAGUGUUUGACAGGUCGGAAAUGUCCAUUUAUUCACCACAUGAAGAACUUUUAAAACAUGAAGAAUUAUUGAUUCCAACACGUAUGUGAUAAAUUAUUUUGUUUGGUUGUUGCACGUGUUGGCAAAAAAUACAAGUCAAUACAAGGGUCCCUUUCAACAACCAAAAUGGAAUGGACUGAAACAAAAACUGCUUGUUUUGGUCCAUCAACGUCAGCACAUUGAAAAUAAUCGAAGUGCUACCUUGACUUCCACUUUCAUUUUCUGCUCAAGCUCAUAACUCACUUUACAUUCACUGACAAUAAAUCACAUAAAUUGUCCUUAAUAAAAUUAUUUCAAAUGUCUAAUCUAUUCAAGCUGCCAAACAACCACAUUUUUAAAAAUGUUUUAAAUGCAUAAAAACAAAAACUUGGCUCGUAAAUCAAGGUAUCUGUAUCAGGUAACAUUUUUUUUCUUGUUUAGAAGGACCAAUAAAGGCUCCAGUUUCAAAGAAUUUAGUUUCAAUUGUUUAACAGUUCAGGUUUUAUAGGGUUUAUAGCUUAAUAUAGCUAAUUAUCCAUUGAGAUAAAAAAAUAAAAUCGGAUGCUUAUUGUAUUACGGUUCGCCAAGGAUCAGGUGAUGGUGCGUCGAAUCCAGUCGACAAACUUGUAGACAUCGACGUAGACGCCGGGCUUAUUGGGCUGUGCGGAGCCAUAUCCCCAACUCACCACUCCAGUCAGGUAUUGUUUCCCUUUGUCCUUGCACGCCAGAGGGCCGCCAGAAUCCCCCUGCAUAAUUGACAAAAUGUCAUACACCACGGCAACAACAACAGGGGACCUCAAAUCGUGUCAAGUGGAACCCCCAAACGGCACGGUGGUCGUGUAGGAGCUGGAGCCGAUUCCAUCUGAUUUGGCCAAGAGGUGGGGCACACGCUACAUUUGUCGUCAGUCAAUCGCAGGACAUCCAUCCAUCCAUCAAAAGGAUUUUUCACCAAAAAAUACUCCAUAUUCAUACCACACAGGAGUCCACUC
This is a messenger RNA of Syngnathoides biaculeatus (alligator pipefish), 7765 nucleotides long. RefSeq names its product nebulin-related anchoring protein (gene nrap). The record is from RefSeq and is a predicted model, not a curated record. Gene Ontology annotation, biological process: cardiac muscle thin filament assembly. The coding region runs from base 1 to 5442 and encodes 1813 amino acids. The transcript is spliced from 43 exons. Gene Ontology annotation, cellular component: Z disc. Gene Ontology annotation, molecular function: actin filament binding. NCBI's taxonomy places the organism in Eukaryota, Metazoa, Chordata, Actinopteri, Syngnathiformes, Syngnathidae.